Molecule: messenger RNA, 678 nt
Organism: Chlorella variabilis
Lineage: Eukaryota; Viridiplantae; Chlorophyta; Trebouxiophyceae; Chlorellales; Chlorellaceae
Exons: 4
Source: RefSeq, a predicted model, not a curated record
GACCUGCUGGGCGUCGCCUUCCCGCUGCGCCCCGUGGGCAUCCUGCGCUCCUGCUUCUCGCGCCGCAACGGCACGCCGCGGCAGCCGCUGCUGGUGCCCGCCGCGCGGGCGCGGCUCACACUGCGUCCUGGCUUGAGCGGCGACUUUUUGGAGGGGCUGGGGCAGUACAGUCACUGCUGGGUGCUGUACAUCUUCCACGAAAACACAGACCUGCAGCGGCUGUGGCAGCCAGAGAGGGACAGCGGCGUGCGCGCCAAGAUCAGGCGAGCGGUGCCGCGCCUGGAUGGCGGCAAGAUGGGCGUGUUUGCCACUCGGUCGCCGCACAGGCCCUGCCCCAUCGGGCUGAGCGUGGCGCAGGUGGUGGCAGUGGAGGGUCGCACCCUGGUGUUGGGCGGCGCCGACAUAGUGGAUGGCUCGCCCAUCCUGGACAUCAAGCCCUUUGUGCCCUUCUGCGACAAUGUCCAUGCAGCGACGGCGCCCCCCUGGGUGGCGGCCAAGGUGCGGGGAGGCUGCUCGUUUGUUCUUGCUGCAUGCUUUAUUGCGGCGCUGCGCCGCGCUUUUACAAAACACGCAACGCAGCUGGGGCAGCGCUCGCUGUACUGUGGAUUUGAGCAGUACAGGGAAUUGGUGGAGCAGGUAUUGUCUCGGGACAUCCGCAGCCACACCCAGCGCAUCAAG